Molecule: messenger RNA, 448 nt
Organism: Dimorphilus gyrociliatus
Lineage: Eukaryota; Metazoa; Annelida; Polychaeta; Dinophilidae
Source: the annotation of a GenBank genome assembly
AAUGAGAGUAUCAUACGCUGCGAUUGAUAAUAUAUUACUUCAUUUUAAAUGCAGUACAAGCAUUUUCAUAUCCAAUGCAAUUUCCGAUUGUAAACUUAAUGAUGUAUUUUGCGGUUAUAGCUUUAAAAAUGACAUAUUAUCGCCUUUUCAAUGGGAGAUUAAUAGAAAUUUGAAAGAUAAUCUAUAUCAAUUCAAUUUAAAUGGAUAUUCAAAAUUGGAUGACGAAGCUUUACUAAUAAUCCCAAAAUUAAAGACAACCAAGGCUAAUAGAUUGUGUUUAUCAUAUAAAUUAGAUUCUAAUAUGGAAUUCGAAUGGAAUGUUGUGGCAAUAUCAUUAAAAAGUAAAUCGAAAUCUGUAUUAAAAAGUCACGUAAUGGAUAGAUUUCAUAGAAAUACAUGGAUAACUUAUAUUAAUGAUAAGGCUGAAAUGGUAUUAAGGAAGAAAUAG